Messenger RNA from Solenopsis invicta (red fire ant), 688 nucleotides. RefSeq lists its product as uncharacterized. Bases 96 to 485 code for a protein of 129 amino acids. The record is from RefSeq and is a predicted model, not a curated record. NCBI's taxonomy places the organism in Eukaryota, Metazoa, Arthropoda, Insecta, Hymenoptera, Formicidae. The transcript has 2 exons.
GGGGACAAAAUAGAUAUUCAUGAAUAAAUAAAUAAUUUUUGAAAAAACACAAAAUUCGCGAUACUUUUUGAACACACCUCGUAUUGCGUUUUCCAAUGGCAGGUGAGGCAGGUGAGAUGGAGACACUCCCUGCACAGCCUGAUGUCUCUCUCGAAAAUAGUUUGCCACCGCCUAUAGCGGACAUAGCCGAGGACGAUACCGGCUCUCUUGUCAGGCAACUGUUUGGUGAUCGUGAGAAUGAGGAGUUUUCACCCUGGGAGGACAUCGUGAUCCAGACGUGGCGAAACCUGACUCGUGGAGGUUUGGCAACCGAUCAGCGCAAGUUACUUGUAAAGAAAUACUCCCCUCCAGAGCCCAUGGCUUUUCUUAAGGCCCCUGUAUUAAAUCAGGAAUGCAGGGUCGCCCUCAAGAAUAAUGCGGUAGUCAAAAGAGACGAUUUUGCGGGGAAAAAUCAGGAUCAAGCAGAUUUGUUGUCUUUAAAAUAAUGAAGGUGCAACCGGGGCGCACCCGAGUGCAGGCGGGUGGCGUCCCUUUUGCUUUACGGUAAAAGACCUGUUGAGGAUAGCGCAGCGGAACGCUACUACAAUUCUAUCCAUCCGGACGAGACAGCAUAAUUUUAAUCGAACUUCACUGUAAGUUCGUUUAAUUUCUUAUUUUUUUGUAUCUGUCGAAAGUUCAAUCCUUAUUU